GGUUUUUAUGCUUUUGGAAGUGGAACAUAAUUUAAUCUGUAUAUAAUGCUUCUGAACAAAUCGGGCUGCUUUUCGAUUUUUAGAGUUAUUCUUCAAUUUUAUUUCAGGACAUAACUUGGCAAGAUGAACACUCAGCUCCUUUCUCUUGGGAAACAAAGAGUCAGAUGGAGUUCAGUGUUGCAUCUCUGUCCAUACAAGAGCAAAGUGGUACCCAGUUGCCAAAUGAACAGAAGCCAGCAGUUAAAGCAGCGCCUGGUAUCCAAGUUCCUAAAUCUUCUCAGGCWAAUAAGACCCCUGGCUCUGAUGGGCUGCUAGCAUCCAGAAAAGAAGAGGAGUCCUCUUUCUGGAAGAUAAAUGCAGAGCGCUCGAAGAUUGAAGGAGACAAAUCCGAGUUCCAGUCAUUGACCCCCAGCCAGAUCAAGUCCAUGGAAAAAGGAGAGAAAUCCCUUCCCUCUUUCUACAGACAAGAGUCUGCUCCAAAGGAGGUGCCAAAAGCAGAGAAGCCGAGUGCAACUAGAGCAGAGAAGCCUGGCACCCCUGGGCUACCUUCUGCAUCUCUAGAAUGGGAAAAACCUCGACCCAGCCAGCUCCCUUCUAGUUCUCUAGAUGACUUCUUUCUUCCCGACCCACCACGGGACCUCGCUCCCACUAGGACAACCAGUGAAGAUAACGAUGGUAUUGCACCUACAGAUCCACACACUUCUGGACAGAGUAAUACAAGCACUGUUAUCUUGAAGACUGGCUUUGAUUUUCUAGACAACUGGUAAAAGAUACUUCAAAAUAGUUGAAACUAAUUUUGGAGAAGGAGUGGAGCAUUUUCUCCUUGUAUGUUAAUUUACUAGCAUCUGUGUCUUUUUCUAGCAGUAACUUUUAAAAUCUUAAAUGUUGCCUUUGUAUAAACUUUUGUAAUACCAGAUGCAUUUUUUUUUAAACAGUGAUAAAAGUGUGGUCUCAUUUGGAUUUUUUUUWAAAUAUCUGUUAUUUUUUGUAGUUAUUGUAUUGAGAAGAUGGAGGAAGUUAACAUAUAUAUGUUAAACAGACUUGAAAUGGAACUACAGGAACAAGUUGCUACUUUCAACUGAAAUCUUGCUGGCAUAAGCAAUAGCACACAACAUGCACUGGUUCCAAAUAAAGAAGUAAUUCUGUGCUUCAAGUAACUAGCAAAAAAAAAAAAAAAAAGAGGUGUGAAAAGUCAGCAUACGGAAGAGUUGAAGUAAUUUCUGUAUUUCCUUUAGUUUGAGAGUAAUUUUUGUACCACUUAUUUGCAAACACUUUUUUGAAGAGGACAAAGGCAUUGCCAAAACGACAGAUCCAAAGAAGCCCUGUGCUCAAACCCUACAUAUCUCAUGAAACACCCAGAAGGGUGGAGGAAAGCAACCAUGGGCAGGGGGGRAAAAAAAAGUGUUUCUUGUCUUUGGAUUAAAGAUUGGAAAGGUGGGGCGGGAACAAGGAGGGGGAGGAGGAAAACUCUUAAUGGAGGGGAGAAACUGUCUUCAGGGAACAUAAGCCUAAAGAUUUCCCUGCCUCCUUGCUGGAACAUACCUUUUCAUUAACAGUAGUGCUGGACAUGCACUGGAGAUAGCUAGAAUGCAGAUGACCUUGUUGAGGAAGGUCUGUGGCAGGGGGAGCAGUACRGGGCACUCUGGGUUUUAAGCAGCUUAUCCACUCAAGGACUCAUCACCUUUGGUGCUUUUUCUCCCGGUGGGUACGUUCCCUUCAGCAUUCCGGGUGUGGGCUCUAUGUGUUCCUGAGGUGCAGGGUGGCAUCUCCGAGCGGCCCUCGGCGGGCCUGCCUCCCCUUCUGCUUUUGAGUGGUCUUCGCUUGGUGUUUUCAGUGUAGAGCAGCAGACUAGAUGUCAUUUGAACGUGCCGUCCGGAAGUGCAGCAUGAUUUACACACUGACUCUCACUGUGUUUACCUCACUUGGAAGCCUUAAUUCUCCCUACGCACAACCAGAGAACGGUCUGCUCCAAUGCCAAAGGUCUGACCUUCCCCUUUACCUCGGCGUGCAGUAGUCCCGUAGCGUUUGUGUGAGGUAGAAGGCAAAACCCAGGGCUCUAAAUGGGUCUGAUGGGUCAAAGCCAAAGCUCUAAGAAGGUCACCCUUGACUAGACCUUGACUAGACCAUAAUUGUGCCAGGCUUCUCGUGCAUUAGCAUUUGGCGUGUGGUUAGCUGCCAAUGGCAGUUAAAUGUGCAGGGUUGGAUGCUGCAGAACUUUCUUCUGCGUCAUGCAGGCCUGUUACAGGAGAAGUCUUGCCUCAGAUGGGCGUUCUGCUUGCUUUGAAUAAGUGUUGUAUGCUGAUAGAGCACUAAACCUUAUUUCUYGAUCAACGAAAAAAAGCUAUAAGCUGACAAAAAUUAAAAAAAAAAAAACCUUUUUCCAGUAAGUGUUUUCUUAAAAGGUUUCUUAGCUAAAGAGGAAAAGCCACAGAGUAUAGGUCAUGGUCUAGCCUUAUUUAUAGAAUUCUGAAAGCUUCUUUACAUCCUUGCUGGGAUGUACAAACUACUGUAAUUCAUGGAUAUUGUCCCUGCAUUCAGCAGUCCAGAAAAUACUUCUGUUGUUUUCAUUGGCCUAAACUUGUCUUCUAUUUUUUCCUAACUGACCUUUUAGGAUUUGUUAMCGGCAUCCAGCAUUAAUACAGCUUAAAGCAGCUUUAGCCACAAAUUCCUUAGGUGUAAAAUUAGUUCUGACUUGCACCUUCUUUUCAAAGCUGUCGAAUGCUAACCCAGGGUUUUACAGUUACCAAUGAAUCUAAUUUUCUAGACAUUCACCUACCGAGAAGCUUUCAAUGUAAAGGUGUGCGUUCUAACCUUACUUCGACAUUUGUAGCUCUUAAAGCAAAGUCUCCUACUGUUGAGAAGUUUUCUUUUAAAUCUUUGCUAAACACAUUAAAACUCCUUAAAGAAGAACCUGGGCUGUGUGUGUCUCGCAUUGGCUGACUCUCCCCUAAUACACAUUGGGACCAGCUGGUAGAACAUGCUGCAGAACUUUCUACUUAUCCUCGUAGGUUUUUCCUGUGCUUUGA
Molecule: messenger RNA, 3026 nt
Organism: Nothoprocta perdicaria
Lineage: Eukaryota; Metazoa; Chordata; Aves; Tinamiformes; Tinamidae
Gene: CUNH1orf198
Product: chromosome unknown C1orf198 homolog
Exons: 3
Coding region: 165-767 (200 amino acids)
Source: RefSeq, a predicted model, not a curated record